AUGCAGACUGCUUCUGCGAACAUUUGUGAAAGACUGUGCAACAAGUCCAUCCGUGAAAUUUCCUUGCUACUAAAUAUUCCACGAUCAACUGUUAGUGGUAUUAUAAAAAUGUGGAAGCAAUUGGGAACAACAGCAACUCAGCCACUUAGUGGUAGGUCACAUAAAAUGACAGAGCGGGGUCAGCGCAUGCUGAAGCACACAGUGCGCAGAAGUUGCCAAUUGUCUGCAGAGUCAAUAGCUAAAUACCUACAAACUUUGUGUGGCCUUCAGAUUAGCACAACAGUGAGUAGAAGGCUUCAUGGAAUGGGUUUCCAUGGCUAAGCAGCUGCAUCCAAGCCUUACAUCACCAAGUGCAAUGCAAAGCGUCAGAUACGGUGGUGUAAAGCACACUGACUCUGGACUCUAG
Staurois parvus is the source of this 406-nucleotide messenger RNA. The record is from the annotation of a GenBank genome assembly. NCBI's taxonomy places the organism in Eukaryota, Metazoa, Chordata, Amphibia, Anura, Ranidae.